Syzygium oleosum is the source of this 366-nucleotide messenger RNA. RefSeq lists its product as uncharacterized. Bases 1 to 366 code for a protein of 121 amino acids. Lineage: Eukaryota; Viridiplantae; Streptophyta; Magnoliopsida; Myrtales; Myrtaceae. The transcript has a single exon. The record is from RefSeq and is a predicted model, not a curated record.
AUGGCUAAGGGAUCAUCGGUUAAUGAUCAUGCUUUGAAAAUGAUCUGGCACAUUGAAGAAUUGGCUAGGCUUAAUCUUGUUUUGGAUAAGGAGUUAGCUAUGGAUCUGAUCCCCCAAUCUUUGCCCGAUUCCUUCUCUGGUUUUGUCCAAAACUUCCAUAUGCAUAAGAUGGAGAAAACUCUUGCUGAGUUACAUAGCAUACUGGUAGUUUAUGAGAAGGAUAUACACAACACGAGGCCCAAUGUGGUGGCUAUGGCUAAGGCUUCUUCUUCAAAGAGUAAGACUGUUUUGAAGAAAAAGAAAUGGAAGAGGCCUAUGAAACCUAUUGUACAAUCAAAGCCCAAGAUUGAAAAAGGGAAAUGUUAA